Colletotrichum navitas is the source of this 1319-nucleotide messenger RNA. RefSeq names its product proliferating cell nuclear antigen. Gene Ontology annotation, biological process: translesion synthesis; regulation of DNA replication; mismatch repair. The record is from RefSeq and is a predicted model, not a curated record. The transcript is spliced from 4 exons. Gene Ontology annotation, cellular component: PCNA complex. The coding region runs from base 222 to 992 and encodes 256 amino acids. Lineage: Eukaryota; Fungi; Ascomycota; Sordariomycetes; Glomerellales; Glomerellaceae. Gene Ontology annotation, molecular function: DNA binding; DNA polymerase processivity factor activity.
UUUACCAGCCCACUACGACGCGUGACCGUGUUUGCCCAUUAAAGUGCUUGCCGCGACGAGACCUUCUCUUCUUCACCAACCCCUCCACCACACAUCUUGACGACCAACUUUCCCGCAAGAACACAGAAUCACCUCUACGUCUUUCUCUUCCGUCUCUUUUUGAUUUCUGAAGAUACCCCUCUCCUCUUUUUUAUUUGUAGCCACGCACACAUUUCGCCAAGAUGUUGGAAGCCAGACUUGACCAGGCCGAUAUCCUGAAGAAGGUUGUCGAUGCCAUCAAGGACCUCGUUCAGGACUGCAACUUCGACUGCAAUGACUCCGGCAUCAUGCUCCAGGCCAUGGACAACUCGCACGUUGCUCUGGUGUCCAUGGCCCUCAAGGCCGAGGCUUUCUCCCCCUUCCGCUGUGACCGCAACAUCGCGCUCGGCGUCAACCUGGGGUCAUUGACCAAGGUCCUCCGCGCCGCCCAGGGCGACGAUGUCUUGACACUCAAGGCCGAGGACGCGCCCGACAGCCUAAACAUUCUCUUUGAAAGCUCCGAGAACGACCGCAUCAGCGAGUACGACCUCAAGUUGAUGGAUAUUGACCAGGAGCACCUGGGUAUCCCCGAGACGGACUACGCCGCGACGAUCACCAUGCCCAGCAGCGAAUUCAGGCGAAUCUGCGCGGACCUGAUGGCCAUGAGCGAGUCGGUGACGAUCGACGCAAGCAAGGACGGUGUCAAGUUUGCAUGCAACGGCGACAUCGGCAACGGAUCCGUCACCCUGAGAAGCCACACCAACGUCGACAAGCCGGAGCUCAACGUCGACAUUGCUCUGUCGGAGCCCGUCUCCCUGACCUUCUCUCUCAAGUACCUCGUCAACUUCUGCAAGGCUGCCGCUAUCUCCAAGCAGGUCAAGAUCUGCCUGUCUAACGAGGUGCCACUGCUGGUCGAGUACACCCUGGUGGGCCAGAGCCACCUGCGCUUCUACCUGGCGCCGAAGGCAAGUUGACCCACGAUAUCUGAGGCGGGACUAGAACUAACAAAAACCUACAGAUUGGUGAUGAGGAGUAGAGCGGCGAUUGACGAUGGAAUAAAGUUGAAAUUGCGGGCGUUGCACGGGAUGUGGGAUGGGACAAAAGCGCCUGUCCUUUUUACUCUGGAUUGAGUUUUGCAUGUUCUAUAGAAUGUGCGCAAUACGUUGGUAGACGAAAGGCAAAAAAGCACUUUGGGAACCACGAAGGAUAAUGAGAUUAUUGUUUCCGCCUUGACACCCUUCAAGCUUCAUACUUUGAUAUACCGAUAUGCCGAAUUUCUUGGCAUAGGCAUUACGCUGACG